UGUGGGUGCAAGAGCUGCGGGCGAUCGUUCUGCUCCGGCUGCCUCGGCUUCUGCCGCGUCGGGGCUUUUUUUCCCCGCUGCGGGAGCGCUCAGCAGAAGGUGUGCAAGCAGUGUCACGGGAAACUGACUGGAGAGGGAUCUCAAAGCAGUUCAGCAAAAUGGUCGCCACCAGAAAACUACAAAAAGCGUGUAGCAGCUUUUGAGGCUAAGCAAAACCAGCUGAAAGAACAACAGAAGGCAGCUGCAAAGCCCCCGGAUCAAGCAGGCUCCAGAUACCAAGGGCUCUCAAAAGAGGAUAGAGCUAUUGCAGAGAGACUGGAGAGGCUCAGGGAGGAAAGGAAACCAAAGUCCAUCCCUACUCAGGCUGAGAUCGAAGCCAGGCUCGCUGCCCUGAAGGAGGACUGCCAGCGACCUGUUCCAUCCACAAAGGAAAUGGAGGAGCGCUUGGCUGUUCUGCAGGGGAGAGAUCCUCUUUCCCAGGCUCCCAGACCUGUACACCAACCUCCUGACACCAGAAGUCUGGUCCAGCAGACAGACGACCUGUUAACUCAGCUGUCUGAAGAAGUUGCUAUUGAUGAGCGUUACAGACCAAGGAUCCAACCUCAGGCUGUCAGUGGCCAAAGUUUGAACGAUCUCAAUCGGGAAAGUGAAGAUUGUGUUUGCCCUGCAAAUCUAGACCCGAAACAGCUAGAGGAAGAGAAGAAUAAACUUCUGGCAGAAGCUGCUGCUGAGCUGCGGGAGGAGAACACUAGGAAGGAAAAGAUCCUACAAGUUGCCAAGAGGCUGGCAGUGCUCAAAGGCGAGGACCCAGAGAAAGUUACCCUGGAAACCUAUAAACUCCCUGACAGUGAUGAGGAAGUGGCUGAGGAGGAAGCCAUUCGCAGAGUGCUGAAACAGCUCACAGAGGAAGCAGCCCUGGAUGAAGCGAGUGGGUUCAACAUUCCUCCACAUCAGACCACCCAACCAGGACCCCUGCAACAGAACCUGCAUAAGAAAGCAAAGCAAAAGAGCCAGACUCCAACCCCUACAGCUCUUGCCAGGGCAGACAGCAGUGAUGAAGAUGAGUUACCCUGGUGCUGUAUCUGCAACGAAGAUGCCACUUUGCGCUGUCAUGGCUGCGAUGGGGACCUCUAUUGCCAGCGCUGUUUUCGGGAAGGCCACGAUGAGUUCGAUCUGAAGGACCAUCACACCUCCCGCUAUCAUCUUCCUUGCAAAUAGAAGCGAUCGCACUUCCUGGGCAGAAAAGGAGGCAGAGAACAGGAAGAGAGGGGAAUCGGACAGAUGAGAAGAGUCCAAGUGGAUUUGCAACCAAAAUGGGUGAUGUUUUGGACAUUUUAAGGGUGUGCUGUAAUCUGAGAGAGGCUUAACUUUGUCCUCACAAAUGCAACCAGAGAAGUGCAGGGUUUCCUGUGCAUGCUUGGAGAUAAAUGAGGACUUGAUAUGAGGAGGUGGAUACGAGUCUAUAAAUACAGACGGUAAGGCGAUGUGGGGAGCAGUUAAGGUGUGUGUUCAAGGCAGGAUUGACUGGCUG
Messenger RNA from Apaloderma vittatum (bar-tailed trogon), 1531 nucleotides. It is a transcript of the gene ZFYVE19, whose product is annotated as zinc finger, FYVE domain containing 19. The record is from RefSeq and is a predicted model, not a curated record. Gene Ontology annotation, molecular function: phosphatidylinositol-3-phosphate binding. Gene Ontology annotation, biological process: abscission; mitotic cytokinesis checkpoint signaling. Gene Ontology annotation, cellular component: centrosome; midbody; cleavage furrow. Lineage: Eukaryota; Metazoa; Chordata; Aves; Trogoniformes; Trogonidae.